AUGAAGCAAAUAACAAGGCUGCAACGUUCAGCUUCUGGAGAAGAUGAAUCACAGGAGGAUGAAUUCGUCCCAGAUCACUUGCGCUCCCCGGGCCCUUGUGUGCAUUGGGUAACAGCGAAAAAUUUGCCCCCUCCUAUCAAUACAACAUAUUACUCUGAUAAUUUCAUGAACCUAUACUUUAUCACGAGCUCUGUAAGGAAAUUGAAUUUUGCGCUCCCGACCGUCCCUCCAUCAGAACCAUCUCAGGAUGAAGGAACUGCUGGCCCAGACUGGAAAUAUUGGCGGCCAAUUUCAACCCAUCUUGGUCUUAGUUGCGCCUCAGGUCGGGGAAUACCAAAUUACAUACCCGAGUGGGAGUUGAUUCAGGAGGAUAGAGUCUGGUACCAUGUCGAUGAUUUGAAAAGGCAAUACCCGGUCACUCUCUCCUCAGACCUCCAGGAAGAUCAAGGAUCUGUGGUACGAUUUGUACCAUAUGCUUUCAUACCAGCGGAGAGACAAUCCUGGCCUAACGGAACCCCAGCACCUCUCAACGUUGCCGAGUUAGAGUCAUAUCUAGGUCUUCUCUACUCUGUUCCUAGUGACCAUAGACUUCAUCUGGGCUUUGAAAAAUCGACACUGCGUUUAAAAGCAGCGGGAGGAAUACUUAAGAUGCACCUCGAAAAUAUUAGAAAGUUAUUCGACGGCUGGGAAACGUUCAAAAUUAUAGACUUUGACGAGUUCAUGAAUCCGACUGUCUAUAGCCGAAAUAUCCCCAAUCGACAAGUCCCUGACAAAGAGUGGAAUAUUAGGACAAGGCCAUAUGCACAGGCUUCGAUGCCAUCCCUUCUAGCAGAGUGUUUUUCCAUCAACGUUUCACCUACUCCCUUGCGUUUGACGCGCUCCGGAAACUGUAUCAGACAGUCUCGUCUCACGAUGAAACAAGGUUACGGGCCAUGGUACCGGAUAGUCCACUGCCAGGGGCUAACGUCAAGAUUCGGCAAGAAAUCCUUGCCUCAAUUCACAAACAUAAAGGAUGUUGUGACUUUGCUCCUUGAACCUAGAUUCUUCGCGCAAACUCCAGGCAUCCGGAACCAGGAAAUGACUGACUAUGUCUCGGAAAUGUUUUUACUUCAUCUCAACUGCCAUCGUCGCUACACCAUAUAUAACCCAUACAAACGUCGUGCACCGUUCCACAUAACUUGGUUCCGUAUCAUGGAGGAGAGGGAAUUAGCAACAAAUGCGAAUUGGAAAUCAGGACGACUGUACGGUGGUACAAAAGAACAAAGGUUUGAAGAGGUCGCUUUCACUGUCGACUACUUCUUCGAGCAAACUUUGAACUCUGAUUGGUGGUCUCGCCGUCAAUCUCCAGCGUCAUAUAGCUCAUUUCAUUGGACUACGAUCUUACUAAGCCCGCAACACCUGGAUCUUAUUCACGAAAACCUCCACUGGCCGCCCAGUGCUAUUUUGGUGCUGAUAAAAAAUGCCCUCCAGAAUGCUGCAAAUUCUUAUGAAAAUGUCUGCUCACACUUCGCGUCAGUUUUAAAUGACCAACUUGCCAUUUUUGAUCUAGAUGAGCAUGACAACCUUUUAUUCGACGAUAAUACCUUUUCCAGAUCUCGCUGUUAUUUCUGGGUGAUUGAUAGUUUAGAAGCAUUCAAGGAGCGGAUAGCAGAUGCUAAAAAGCAAUGGGAAGACUUUUGGGCCGCCCGUGAAGAUAUCUUCAGAAAACAUGAAGAAGGCCACAUAUCUCGCCUGAGGUCUUUUGGCGUAAAGGAUCCUUAUUUUGCAGCAGAAAACAGACAACGAUAUGUUUUCCCUAAAAGCUAUCGAGUGGAUGAUGUUGUCAAUUCUAUAAAUGUUGAAGUGAGCAGACUAGACAAUUCGGCUCAGGUGCUGGAAGGCUUCUAUAAGAAGACCCGAUCCUUAAGGGAUGGUCUGUUCAGUGCCAGUGCAGUGGCGGAAAGUCGUGCAGCAACACAACUUGGCGAGAACAUACGACUCCUCACCUACGUCAGCAUAUUUUAUCUUCCUCUGAGCUAUUGUGCUAGCCUCUGGAGUCUCAAUGAGCAUUACACGGUUCUAAAUUUCGCCAUAGUUACUUUUUUCAUUGCCCUCGCCACAUACAGUUUGGUUGGUAACUUGAACCAUGCUGUCCUCUUUUCCAAAAAGACCGUCCGCCAUAUCAAGAAUCCCAUUGUCGAGCGUAUGAAGAGGGACCCUGAUAGAAUCUGGGGAGAACGUGGCGACCGGUUUUCCGCCUUCAAGCCCGUCCGGGAAAGCGUCGAGCCCUCGCAGUGGCAUAUCCCACUGUACUUAUGUAUUGAAAUUCUGCGGAAAUUUCGCUUGCUCAGACUCUCUCCCUCCAAACCAAGACCGGAGCACGAAACCAUAAAACCGUACGAAGUGAAACCCCCUCCCUUCAGCCUGGACGAACCGAUUCAGGUAUUAAAGCAGGUGAGCAACUUAGCCACAGCAAGUGGGAAGCAGACCGUUUCGAGCGGCAUUAUAUCUUCGGUGAAACAGAAAUUUGCGCCCAAGGGGCCGGGUAUUACACAUUAUUUUGAACGUCGUGGACACUGGCUGGUAUUGAAACAGCCAGCGAAGACAGUGCGAGAAGAUGCGGCAAAGGAAGUGUAA
Histoplasma capsulatum G186AR is the source of this 2616-nucleotide messenger RNA. RefSeq lists its product as uncharacterized. Bases 1 to 2616 code for a protein of 871 amino acids. NCBI's taxonomy places the organism in Eukaryota, Fungi, Ascomycota, Eurotiomycetes, Onygenales, Ajellomycetaceae. The record is from RefSeq and is a predicted model, not a curated record. The transcript has 3 exons.